Messenger RNA from Musa acuminata AAA Group (dessert banana), 1682 nucleotides. RefSeq lists its product as uncharacterized. Bases 151 to 1506 code for a protein of 451 amino acids. The transcript has a single exon. Lineage: Eukaryota; Viridiplantae; Streptophyta; Magnoliopsida; Zingiberales; Musaceae. The record is from RefSeq and is a predicted model, not a curated record.
UAAAUUUGCAAGCGAAGUCCCACCGAACGUGUUGCCUUGGGCUGAUCUGCACCGAAUCGACCCUCGAACAGUUCCUAUAACUGGAUCGGAUCGGGUCGGUUCAUCGUGUCACAAUUUGGUCCAGGUCCGGAUUAAGGCGGAUAGAACCCAAUGAAGGCAACACUCCGGCCACCGUCCUCCACACCCUUUCUUACUUGUAGCUCGCAGCUUGGCAAUAGACCUUUCCCCAUCCAUAGCCUGCUUCCUCUUCCAUGGCCGUCUCCCUCUCCCCUCUUCUCUCAUUCCAAUGACGAAAUGACGACUGCAAGAUCCUACUUCAGCAACUUGCUUUCCCUCUUCGUCCUCCUCUUCCUCCACCUGGGCUGCUUUUUCUUCCCCUGCAACAACAACGCAGAGGAACAACCUCCGCCGCCCAAGAGGAGGAAGGUCUCCCCUUCCUCCCCCUCCUUUCCGGUUUCCUCCAUCCCCGAUGCGAAGCCCCUCAAAUCCUUCUCCAUCCGAUCCUAUCUCAGCUGCAUCCUCUCCUUCCGCAGACCUCGAGGUAAGGAUCAAGAACCGCAGCUGCACCCGCCCGGCGAUGCACCCGUUUGCCCUUCCAGCCCUCUCCAAUCGAUCCCCUUGUCGCCUGAUGCCAGAGCCGGCGGCACGCAAUCCGGUGGGGAUGGGAAGGAACAUGUCUUCUCCGGGUCCACCGCCAAGCACGACUCGUUCGCCUCCAGAAACGACGUCUAUCCGUGCGCGGCAUGCGGUGAGGUGCUGAGCAAGCAUCAGCUCCUCGAGCUUCACCAGGCCACGAAGCACUCCCUCUCCGAGCUCUGCGAGGCCGACUCGGGCUACAACAUCGUCCGCAUCAUCUUCCAGUCGGAGUGGAAGGGGAAGUCGCCCAUCGUCCACCGGGUCCUGAAGAUCCACAACACGACCCGCACCCUCGCGUGGUACGAGGAGUACCGCGAUGCAGUUCGGUCGAGAGCGGCACGUUACGCGGCGAGGAACGGCGGCGGCGACGAGCGCUGCAUCGCGGACGGGAACGAGCGGCUGAGGUUCUACUGUACCACGAGCCUCUGCUCGUCGGACGCGGGGCGGGGCGGGGACGUGGCGCCGGCGGGCGUGUGCGGGAGCCCGUACUGCUGCGCUUGCGCCAUCGUGAGGCACGGGUUCGCGGGGAAGCACGCGGACCUGGAUGGGAUCGCGACGCACGCCACCAGCUGGGGCGCGCACGGCGCGUUGCCGCAGGACCUGGAGCGCGAGUUCGCCUUCCUGGGCGCGCGGCGGGCGAUGCUGGUGUGCCGCGUCGUGGCCGGGCGUGUGGCCCACGGGCACGGCGGCGGGGCAGCGGAAGGGGAUGAAGAGGAGGAGGAGGGGAAGGGGGCGGGGUUCGACUCGGUGGUGCCGACGGGGCUGGGCGGCGGCGGGGGGCCCCACGACAACGGUGUCGGUGAGAAUGAGCUGUUGGUGUUCAGCCCGAGGGCGCUACUGCCGUGCUUCGUCAUCAUGUACACCACAUGAGGGCAUUUAGUGGGUCCCAUCUCUCUCUGCUUUAUAGGCCACAGAACGUUGUAUUUAACUCCGUGUCACGUGCCAGUCGUCAACGUCUACUAAGCUGCCCAUGUACGAGUCCCUUAAAUAUCUGCAUGUUUGAAGUAUUAGUCCUCCAUAAUAAUGUUUUACAUGUGGCAACCCAA